AUGAAUGCCAUGCAAAUUAGUUUCCUGAUAAUGGCCGUCAUGGCCGUCACCACCCUUGCCGUCCCGUUCGAUUUCUUCCAGGUGUCCGGUUUCGAUGAAUCGAACAAUCGACAGAAUUUCGAGGAUGUCCCCAGCAGCGUUGAUCAACCAGGUAGGGAGGUCGCUGUCGCCGAACAAGCCCGCGAGUUCCAGAUUGAAUUCGAACCGAAUCCUCAGGAGGAAGUUCGCCGCGGUGCCGCUAUUGAAGAGGAGUUGAGCCGUGACGAUUCUGCUGCAAACUCGGCUCAUGAAGAAGGAAACGCGUCAUCGGCGUCAUCGUCGUCAGCGGUGAUGUCCAUCAAUCAGCGUAGAGUUGCCGUUGAUUCGGUUAAGGGAAGUCAGUAGGUGUGAUUUCAUAUGUUAGUUUUUUUUU
Messenger RNA from Aedes albopictus (Asian tiger mosquito), 412 nucleotides. RefSeq lists its product as uncharacterized. NCBI's taxonomy places the organism in Eukaryota, Metazoa, Arthropoda, Insecta, Diptera, Culicidae. The record is from RefSeq and is a predicted model, not a curated record. The coding region runs from base 1 to 384 and encodes 127 amino acids. The transcript is spliced from 2 exons.